Messenger RNA from Metarhizium album ARSEF 1941, 885 nucleotides. Its product is annotated as Acyl CoA binding family protein. Gene Ontology annotation, biological process: fatty acid metabolic process. NCBI's taxonomy places the organism in Eukaryota, Fungi, Ascomycota, Sordariomycetes, Hypocreales, Clavicipitaceae. The record is from RefSeq and is a predicted model, not a curated record. The coding region runs from base 1 to 885 and encodes 294 amino acids. Gene Ontology annotation, molecular function: fatty-acyl-CoA binding. The transcript has 3 exons.
AUGGGUGACUCGGUAGACCGUGUAUUCGUCCAUGCCCUCAACACGGUCAAGAAGAUACCCAAGACUGGCGCAUCACGGCCGCCGCCGUCCGACCGUCUCCGCCUCUAUGGACUCUACAAGCAAGCCAUGGAGGGUGACGUUGACGGCGUCAUGGAGCAACCCACCGCCGGGCCGUUCCUCACAGCUGAAGAGCUUCGCAGGGAGAGAGACAAGUGGGAUGCCUGGAACUCGCAAAAGGGCCUGAGCCGAACGGAAGCCAAACGGAGAUAUGUGGAAGCGCUUAUCGACACCAUGUACCGAUAUGCCAACACGAGCGACGCCAUCGAGCUCGUCACCGAGCUAGAGUUUGUUUGGAAUCAAAUCAAGCACAACUCGCCGAGCUCGACAGACUCGUCCCCGAAGGCGCCCGUGUCCGCCAACAAGGCGCCUCGCACGUUCCAAGAACCCCUCAGUGGCAGCGACGGACCCAUGAAAAUAUUGAGCCCCAUGAGCGAGCAAGACGAGGCCGAAUUACGGUCUCAACGCAUGAUGGACCUGGACGAUGCCGUGGAGGAAGGCCGAGACGCAGAGAACCAAGCCCAGAAGUCGUCGAGGUGGCAGAAAAAGGUCGAGCGCGCCGUGACCAAGCUGUCAGCAGAGGUCGCCGCUUUGCGAGAACAGAUUACCACUGGCAGGGAGUGGCGAUCAAAGAAGGAGCGAAGCUUCCCCGCUUGGUUUGGCUGGCUGCUCUGGGUGUUCCUCAAGCACUUGCUGGUGGAUUGCGCCAUCCUCGCCAUUGUCUUGAUAUGGAUGCGGAAACGCGGGGACAGGCGUCUGGAAGACUUGGUCCGGUCGGCACUGAGGAUUGUGCGAGAAUACGCUCGAAACGUCGUACCGUCGCGGUGA